AAUUCUGACCAAAAGAAAAAAAAGGGUCACAACUACAGUCAAAAUAAAAGAAGAAAUUGCAGGUCUGCACUGCACAUAGACGGAGGGUUUAAGCCAAGGUUUUGGCUCCUUGUUGUCUUCAACCUCUGUUGCACUGCUCCUUGCUCCGAAACGACGACGUUAAGCUGUUGAAGUUCAGAAUAAACUAUUCAAGUGAGCUCUCAAAUUUCUCUCUCUCUAUCAAUAUGUUUUAUUCAAUCCCUGCUAUUGCUCUGUAGUUAGUUGAUGAAAAUCAAACCCAGAAAAUGACCUAAACCCUUUGAGCUCCCAAUCCCAAAAUGCAUCGCCGCCUUUCCAUUUUCACCCACAAACUUCUCAAAAAUUCCAAUUCUAUCCUCAACACCACCACCAAGCACACCACCACCUUCUUCCUCUGCUCCCAUUUCAACCCCUCAAAUCCUAGGGCCGGUGGGUUUGCCUUUUUUCGCUUUCUUUCAUACUCUCCGGUGAGCCGGCGGCCACCUGAUCCUGAAGACCCCUCCAACUUGAUCAAAGAAGAUGGGGUCUCGGUUAUAUCCCAAAUGUGGAUUGAGAAUUUUCGAGAACCUGAUAGGAUUGCGACCAAUUUGUCCUCUUAUCUUCGGCGGUUGGAGUUGUGGGUAUUGGCGUACCAGAAGGUUUGUGCUGAUGAGAUGGGUGCGUAUAUGCCUCGCAGUGCAAUACAGAGGGCAGCUCUUGAGGACUUGUUAGCACUUCGUAAUGCUGUUCUUGACAGUAGGUUUAGGUGGGGGGCUAGACUAGAAUUCUAUAUAAAAUCACCCAAGGAUAAGACCGAUUACCAGUCAUUGUCAAAGAGGAAAAUUAAGGCCAUCUUGACGACCACACAGCCAACCCCAUUUCAAGAUAGGUUAGUUCAGGAAGUGCUGCUUAUGAUUUUGGAGCCGAUAUAUGAGUCUCGGUUCUCGCAAAAGUCAUUUGCGUUUAGGCCUGGGAGAACCGCACAUACUGCGUUGAGGGUGAUUAGGAGGAGUUUCGCAGGGUACUUGUGGUAUAUAAAAGGCGAUUUGAGUACCAUCUUGGAUGGGACGAAGGUGGGGAUGGUGAUAAAUGCUUUGAUCAGGGAUGUGAGGGAUAAGAAGGUGAUUGAUUUGUUGAAGGCGGCCUUGGUUACACCGGUGAUCACGACUAAGGAUGAUGGGGUGGAGAAGAAGAAAAAGAAGAGGAAAUAUCAGAAGAAGAGGGUGUUGGCAGAGGAUGAACCCAAGCCAGACCCAUAUUGGUUGGAGACCUUUUUUGGGUUUGCACCUGAGGAGGCAGUGAAGCUUCCUUCUUGGGGUCAUUGUGGGAUACUUAGUCCCCUUUUGGCUAAUGUUUGUCUAGAUGAGUUGGACCGCUGGAUGGAGGGAAAGAUCAAGGACUUUUAUCAUCCGUCAAAGAGUGAUGUCAUAUGGAAUAGCCCGGAAGGUGAAGCAGAACAGGGAAAUACGUCUUGGCCUGAAUUUGUGCCAACAAGUGGCCCAGAUAAGACCAGAAAGAUGGAUUACAUACGAUAUGGUGGUCAUAUUUUGAUUGGUAUCAGAGGACCUCGAGCAGAUGCAGCUACAUUGAGAAAACAGUUGAUUGAGUUUUGUGAUCAGAAGUAUAUGCUCAAGCUUGAUAAUGAGAGCCUCCCUAUAGAACACAUAACAAAGGGUAUAAUGUUUCUAGAUCAUGUGUUGUGUCGCAGAGUUGUGUACCCAACGCUUCGUUACACUGCUACUGGUGGGAAAAUCAUUAGUGAGAAGGGCGUAGGCACUCUUUUAUCAGUUACAGCAAGCUUGAAACAGUGCAUCAAGCAAUUUAGGAAGUUGAGCUUUCUGAAGGGGGAUAGGGAUCCAGACCCACAGCCUUGUUUCAGAAUGUUUCAUGCCACCCAAGCUCAUACUAAUGCACAAAUGAACAAGUUUCUGUCCACAAUGGUUGAGUGGUAUAAGUAUGCAGAUAAUCGGAAAAAAAUUGUGAACUUUUGCUCUUACAUAUUAAGGGGUUCACUUGCAAAGCUCUAUGCAGCAAAAUACAAGCUCCGUUCACGUGCAAAGGUGUACAAGAUAGGUUCUAGGAAUUUGAGUCGUCCUUUGAAGGAGAAGAAGGGGCAGUCACCUGAGUACCAUAAUUUGUUGAGGAUGGGUCUUGUUGAGUCAAUUGAUGGGCUGCAGUAUACCAGGAUGUCUCUUGUACCUGAGACUGAUUACAGCCCUUUGCCAAAUAACUGGAGACCCGAUCAUGAGAAGGCAUUGCUCGAAUAUAUAAGGCUUGAUGAUCCAAAAACUAUAGAGGAGCAGCGUAGUUGCAUCAUGGAUCAAGGUCUUGUUUCACCUCAGGAUUACAUUUCAAUGCUUGUUUGGAACUACAAAAGGAAUGCUGUCAUGAUGGAUCAACUUUCCUUGGUCAAUAGUGGUAGCAUUAAUACUGAAAGAGAUCAACUAUUGCUGCUGGGGUCGAACCAGGAUAAACUUGAGCACAGGACUAAAGAAGAAGAGGAAAAUGGUGAACGGUUUAGUGUAUCACAAAUGUAAAAAUUUUACAGGCACAGUAUUUUGCUGAAGUUAUUCAUGUGGCACGUCAUUAUGAUGGCUUUUUACUGGCACACAUGCUGGCAAGUUAUAGAAAUGUUAGCUGUAUGUUGUCAACAAGGCAAUGAUAUUUGUGCGCGCAGUCUUGUUUAUACAUCCCCUCUCACAUGCCGAGUCACAGGCAGCGCCUUGUUAAGUGAAAGCACGGAUAAGCCACAUGCAGUUAUUAGGAGUUUCAAACUUUUUAUAGACAUUUUAUCUGACUGGCGUCCACAGCAAAGGAUGUUCUGCUUUGGGGCUCAUCUAUUGUUUAGUGAAAACCUAAAUAAAGAAAAGGUUUUUAGAUUUCUGUGCUUUGUUCCAUUUUAUCUUAUCUUAAGAGACCUCUGGCUGAGGGAAUUUUUUUGGUUCAAUUUCUGGUUUGUUAGGUGACAUCUGAAUUUGUAUAAAAACACUUAGCAUGUUGCAGGAUUGUACUUUGAGCAAUCUUUUGGGGUGAAUAUGUAGAAAGGUAGCAUUUAUAUAAUUUUUGUGAGUGAUAGUUAGAGGGGCUGUUGUUAGUCCAAAGCUGUAAGUUAUUGCUCAGAUAAUGUUGGUGUCAUUGUAUCUCCAUGUACAGCUUAAUCAUGAAAAAUAACGCUAUCAUUACUGUUUUUGAAGUCUGUUUUCUGAUUGUGUGGUACUUUCUAUGCCCGAAAUUGGCUUAAAAAUUCCAGGCCCCUUUUCAGCUUCUCCAAGUAAUGUUAUUUUACUGAUGUUUUGCUGGCCAAAGGUUAUAUGUUUCUCUGAUCAUCAUAGUUUAUCUUAUCUUUGUUUGCACAACAAUUGUUCUCUGUCUUCACGAUUCUUGGAUUUCAUUUCAUCACUUGUCAUUACUGAAUUAAUGAUCUCUGCUCUGGUUACUGGAGUAGCUGUUAUUACCAGACCAAUUGGUAAAGAGAUGUGCUUACUUGUGCCCCAUGAUUAUGGGUGCUGCCAAUGCUAUAGACUGAGUGUCGAUGUCAGGGGCCUCUCUGUCUCUGUUUACUUGGUGAUUUUAGGAAUUGCAGGGUUUGCUCAAAUAAUAUUACUUGCUGGAUUGUUUCCUUGUUUGGGGCACGCAAGUAUUUGAGCUAGAUUAUCCUUUCAUUAUUUAGUUAAAUACUCAUUUAUGUUUGAAGUUUGAUUCCCAUCUGUCCUAGUCCAGAUAGAUAAUGCCCUCUUUCUGCAAAGUUCACCUUUUCCUAAUCACAUGAAGUAGUAAUUGUGCAAUUGCUACUCAUCUGGUUGUUGACUUCAUUCAAGGACAGAAAUUCACUGAUGGACUGCUGAAGAACUAAAAUUGUUCUCACUCAAUGCAGUGCUCAAUGCAGCUUUGGAGAAGCGAAUCAGGAACCCAACAGUGAGGCAGUGGCUUGACGAGCUUGAAGAUGCACUCUAUGCGGCAGGGGGUUGGAUGAGUUGAAGACUAAAGCUCUGCUCACCCAUUGCGGGCAUGGUGGGAUCGGAAAGCCCUUAACUUUUAUAAAAUGAUCUUAGAGUAAACUAGCAUUUUGAUGUAUUUCUGAAGAAUAUCAUAAUUAUACAAAAAAAAUUAUGAUUCGAUCACUUCGCAAACUUGUGGUAUUGGGGAACUAGAUUCACUUCUCGGAGGUAUUUGGUUUGCGUGAAAAUGAUCCAUCAAGGGAAACAUUUAUCACCCUUUCUUCUUUUCUUUCUGUGCACAAGUAUGUAUCAAUGUGGAAUUGGAACAGCGGAUGGUGUUGUCUUGUGAUCCCCUGUACUUGGGCACUUGGGAAGUCACGACUCACAUGGAUGCCGUGCCACUGAUCAAGCCAUCUACUACUUUACAGGACAAUUACAACAUGGGAGCUUGACAUUAGAAAGGAAACUGCAUUGAAGCUUCGCAGCACAUAGGCCCUACUGGUAUAUAUCUCUAGUAGAAAAUUAGAUUUGUCCCCAUAUAAAUUAAAUUACUCAUAUGAUGAAGCAUGGGCCCUACUGGUCAUGACCUUUCAGACAAGUCUUUUUCAUGUCAAAAAUUUGUCUUGUGGCCAUGUUAGUUUGCUGAAUGAUGAAUGGUUAGAUUCACACAUCUUGAAGGGAAAAGAAAAGUUA
Prunus avium (sweet cherry) is the source of this 4628-nucleotide messenger RNA. RefSeq names its product Intron maturase, type II family protein. The record is from RefSeq and is a predicted model, not a curated record. Gene Ontology annotation, biological process: mRNA processing. NCBI's taxonomy places the organism in Eukaryota, Viridiplantae, Streptophyta, Magnoliopsida, Rosales, Rosaceae.